AUGACAAAGACUGACCAGGACACGACAAAGACUGACCAGGACACGACAAAGACUGACCACAACACGACAAAGACUGACCACAACACGACAAAGACUGACCACAACACGACAAAGACUGACCACAACACGACAAAGACUGACCACAACACGACCAAGACUGUCCAGGACACGACAAAGACUGACCAGGACACGACAAAGACUGACCACGACACGACAAAGAUUGACCAGACCACGACGAAGACUGACCACAUCACGACAAAGACUGACCACAACACGACAAAGACUGACCACAACACGACAAAGACUGACCACAACACGACAAAGACUGACCACAACACGACAAAGACUGACCAGGACACGACAAAGACUGGCCAGGACACGACAAAGACUGACCACAACACAACAAAGACUGACCAGGACACGACAAAGACUGACCACAACACGACAAAGACUGACCACGACACGACAAAGACUGACCAGGACACGACAAAGACUGACCAGGACACGACAAAGACUGACCAGGACACGACAAAGACUGACCACGACACGACAAAGACUGACUAG
Procambarus clarkii (red swamp crayfish) is the source of this 564-nucleotide messenger RNA. The record is from RefSeq and is a predicted model, not a curated record. NCBI's taxonomy places the organism in Eukaryota, Metazoa, Arthropoda, Malacostraca, Decapoda, Cambaridae.